Leptopilina heterotoma is the source of this 4710-nucleotide messenger RNA. RefSeq lists its product as uncharacterized. The record is from RefSeq and is a predicted model, not a curated record. The transcript has 2 exons. NCBI's taxonomy places the organism in Eukaryota, Metazoa, Arthropoda, Insecta, Hymenoptera, Figitidae. Bases 297 to 4433 code for a protein of 1378 amino acids.
AAAAAUAAACAUCAAAAAUUUAUCAGCGCGUGAACAUUUGAAUAUACAAAGAGUAUAAAGUACAAUUAAAAGAACGUUUUUUAACAAGAACUGAAUAGUACAUCUACAUUAUUCUUUUAUAGUUUAAAAACAUUUGUCAUAGUGCUACUAAAAUAGUUCUUUACAAAAAAUGGAUAUAUUGUAAUGUAAAAUAAUUUCAUGGUUUCCAUCUGAAAUUCUAAAUCGAAAAAGAGACAGUAUAUAUGGUAUAUUUGCAGAAUUUAAGGAAACAGUAAUUUCAAACUAUCAUCAAAAAAAUGAAAAUGUCAAGUUUACAUUCCUACCAAUAUUCAUCAAAUUUUCAAUUUCUUUCCGUUUGUCAGUACAUAACAACACUUGGUAUUUAUUUCUACAAUAAAAAUCUCAUUCCCCUUGAGAAAGAAAAUCAAACAAUUACAAUUAUCAAUACAUUCUUUAAGUAUAUUGACCAGUCAGAAAAUGAAUCUGUAACAAAACAUGAACUCCUUCGAAUUUUAUUAAGAGGAACGGAUCUCUACGGUGGUGGCGAAAAUGAAAUACUUGACAUGAAAUAUGUGAAUGAAACUUAUCAGCGAAUCAUUAGUUUAAUUCUAUUUUCUCACUAUGGAGACAUUCACAACUAUUUGGCCGCUAUAAUAAGUCGAGCGGAUAACGUAACCUAUUAUUCACUCAAGGAAACAAUUUUCGAACAUCUUUCGAAAAAUUACACAUAUAAAAAUUAUUGUUCAUCGGAUUUUGUGAAGGAUCAUUUAACCGAAUUAUCAAUUAAAAAAAUAUUCUACGAUUAUAUUUGGCCUAUUUUUCCCCAACCACAACAAGACAUAAGUAUAAUGGACGUUAAUUAUUUAUACGCAAUGAUUGGUUUAAAAGUAGUUCGUUCAAUAACUGUCAAUGUGAAUCAUUUUUCAUUCGACACCUAUGUAACAAUUGUACGUGAAAUGAUUUUUAAUUCAAUAGAAAUAAAUGAAACAAAUUUAAUUCAAGACUUAUUCUAUGCACCGGCACUAUUUUUCUAUGCCUAUAAAGAAAAAGAGACAUUUAAUUAUCAAAUGAUAGAUGAUACAUUAUUAAAAGAAAUUUAUCAUACAUUUUUCCUUCACAUUAAUAAUUCAGUAUUAAAAGUAAUUGAUGAUAAUUUCAAACAGACAUUGUAUAGCAAAUUAGAGAAUGAAAUGAAGAAAUUGAACAGUCGUACAUAUAUCGCUUUUGAAUUACUACUUAAAAAUUGUCGAUAUCGUAAUUUUGGUGAAAUUUCAAUGAUACACGUUGCAAUCUAUAAGACUUGCUAUCAUUGGUUAACGAAAUUAAUAUUUUUUAAUAAGUGCGAUAAUCUACCGGAAUUGGAAGAAGUUUAUCGUCAACAAUUCCAUGAGGCUGGGAAUGUUUAUAAUCAGAUUGAAAAGUUAUCAUUGGAACGUAUUUUAAUAAAUUCGAAACUUAUGGAUGUGAUGAAUUCAGAGGAUGUUGUUGUUAAAUUAGCACGUCCUGCUGAUUAUCCACAACGUUGUAAUUUGUGUUCUAGAGUAGCGCAAAAAAUGAACGAGGAUAUUUAUUUACUGUUUGCUGUCAUCAAAAAUGAUUUGACGGAAUUUUAUGCAUUGAAGCAGGAGAAUAGUUCUUUAGUUCUACUUAAACGAUCACUGGAGGAAAGAAAAUUUUAUCUACAAUUGGGUGUUAACAGUGCACUGAAAGUUGAAACGGCACAAUUUUUUGAUGUGCUGAAAAGAAAGAAUGAGGGUGCAAGUGCAUUUGUUGAACGAGUCGCCGAAAUGAAGACAAAAAGAUUUUUACGGGAGAUCUAUAAUCAUUACCAUAAGCCAACGGGUGUGGAGAAAUUUUUCAAUUUUCUCAAAAUGUUGAUACCGUUUUACAGCUGUGUGGAAAGUAUUCAACAUGGUGAGACUGGAAAUGCCGUUUGGAGUUGUUCCCUAGAUGUUAUAAGUCUCAUACCAUUGGGAACAUUUGCUGGCAAGUAUGUAACGAUAUUUAAGAAUUCGAUAAUUACCGAAUUGAGUGAACUACAAAUCGUGUCGAAAGCACUGUCAAAACUUCGGGCCAGUAACAGUUUACCAGAAGCUUUUGCCAUACUUUCAAGAUCCGUCAUGAAAACCUUAAUUAAUGAAAUAUUCACCAACAGUUUUAUAAAGGACUUUACUCUAGCGAUUUUAAAAUCAGUGGAUCCAGGUUUUGAACUAACGUACCAAUUCACAAGGUUCAGUUUACAAAUGUUGACCAAAGCUAUCCUGAAAUUCCGUAAUACUCCUAGGCGAGCUGUCGAAAUAGCAAAUUUACAUGAACAAUUAGACGAAUUAUUGGAAACACUACAGAGGAAUUUGAAAACACCGAAUCCUGAUGAUACCGGCUUGGUACCGCGAAUUAUAGAAAGGGAGGAAGUCUACCAGGUUUUAUUGUACUUUUAUCCCGGGGGCAGCUAUUUCUUCGGACCAACUUGCAUCAGAUCUUUUGGUAGAGUCGCCGAAUUGAGGACCAUCGAGGGGCGUUUGGAACAAAUUCCCGUAGUACCCCAAAAAACCAGUGAGGGACUCCGUUACCGAAAGUACAUUCCCGAAAGUGGUCAAAUCACCGAUGAGGAAUUUCGAGUCCAAAGCAAUGGUUUACUGCAAGACGACAACGAAUACGUGAUGCUUAGUCCACUCGAAACUUCAGAAUCUCGCCCACUUCAGAAAUCGAUAACAAAUCUACUAAUCGAGCAAGAAUGGAGAACAGUUGAAAACACAGGACCAUUAGACACUAUUCCAUUUAGGAACCGGGACAAUGCUGCAAAUUACUUUACUAACGAACAGGAGAACGUAUUAAUUCCCAACAGAUUUAAUUAUUUCAGUUCCGUGACACCAAUUUCCUUUCAAGCACCAUCAUCCGUAUUGAGGGUCGACUACUUGUCGAAAAUCGGUCCCGAAAGAUACGACUUCUACGUACAAUUGCUAACCGAAUUCCGUGACUACGGUCUCCCUACAAUACGACUAAAAAAACAAUUAUUCAGAGAACUCCAACUCGCUUGUGACGAUAUCGCCCACGUCCAACUAUCCGAAGUACCCCUAAAAUCAACAAUCGAUCUCUGGCACAUGGAAAUAAUCAGCGAACGUCACAUUAUCCGAUACUUAAAAAAACUCCAAGGAAAACAAUUCUACUUCAAUGAUAUCCAACUCGUAACCAGUGACAUAAUCGGUUCCGUUAAACCAAAACCCCGAACACUUUCAUUUGACACAAUUGUCUACUAUCGUCUAAAAGUUGAUCAACAGUACGGAAUUAUUGAUCUCAAUAAUUUUAAUGACAACUUCCGUAAUCUUUACGUCAUCUAUCCGGAUGUGCAAUUCACAGUUACUAACAUCAUCUACCCCGAAACUAAGAACGUUAUAAUUUUAGAAAUGGACAAAAAUCCUCUCACCAUGGAAACUUGGAGAAGAAUUCAAAUGAAGGAAUUGAAAAAGCUAAUGCGCUUGGAUUUCACCCAGACGAAUCGUCUUAAAGCAAUCGAUGAUGCAGCGGAAUUAUUAUCAUCAAACACCCCACUUUGUAAGCUCUCUAUAGUAAAGUAUAAAUUCCAGGAUUAUAUUCUAAAAUUACAAGCGAGUACGAGUCCGGUGCCUACGUACGAGAAACUAGUCACGGACAUACACGAGAAUCUGAUUAUUCCUGAAAUUUAUCAGAAGUACAAAAUUAAUCGAGGUCCCCACAUUGAUGAUAUACUGUUCCAAACAAAAUUGGAAAAAAUUUCUCAUGGUGAUGAUGCUAUAAUGAAAAUUAAAAAUCUAUUCCAGGGAAUCUAUAAACAAAAUGUUUUAUCCGUCUUCCAUUAUUAUAAUACAUUAGCAAAUAUUCGUAAUACGAUACGGUUUGAAGACUACUAUAUUUUGUAUUCCUUUCUAGAGAAGAGUUUAAUAGUUGAUAAAUUUACCGAAAGGCGAUUAUUAGCAUCAACUUACAGAUUGGCUCUAAGACAAUGUGAUGGCGAAUCAAUUGGAAAUGCAAUAAAACUUUAUCGUCUUCGUAGUUUUACAGAUGAUAAUUACAUGAUUGUUCAGUCAUUCAAAAAGGGAAAAAUACUACAGUAUGGUAGAGUUAAAGAAUUCUCAUCGAAUCUAAACAAUGAGAGGGAGAGUUUUUUAACUAAUUCAAAAAUUAAAGUAAAUAAUCCGGUAUUGUAUCAAUUGGAACUUAAAAAUCAAGCGGGAAUUGCGAAUAUCGAUGAGAUUAUAAGUAGAAAUUUAUAUCUUGUUCCGCCAACUUCGCGAUUUAUUGUCGAUAAGGUUGGUGUGGAUGUUAUUGAUGGUAGGGAUGUUCUGGUUGUUAAAAUGCAUGAUGAGGAAGUACCAACCGAGGAAAGAAUGGUAAACAUUGUAGAGAGUUUGAAUACAAUAUUUGAAUCGUCGAAUGUUAAAUUAUAUGUCGACUAGAUAAAAAAAACAAUUGACAUUAGUGGAAAUUUUGUUAAAGAUAAAGUAAUCCCUUACAAUGAAUUUUUAGAAAGGCAUUUUAGGAAACUAUUUUCAGGGAAAAAAUGGUAAAAAGCUUUUCUAUUUUUAGAGAAAAAAAAUUGAGACAGGGUGACAUUUUCCUUUACUUGUAAAAUUAGGUAAAAAUGUAUUUAUUAUUUGUGUUAUGUAAUAUGUUAUUAAAGGAAUAAAUAUUGUUAUUAAAUAAGAUGACCUUGUUAAGAUUCCUUUUACCAAA